GUGGUCCAAACUACAAAAUCAGGCACGCAGCUGCCAGCCAUCUUUGAUAUUCCGCAGUCCGCACUCCGCAGGCUCUGAUUUAUAGUUUUACACGCAGCAAUGAACGUAGCAAGCAGAGCCUCUCAGCUUCUGUCCUCCCAGAGCAUCGGAGAUCUUCUAAAUUCCGUCGAAGCUUUUCUCUUCGACUGCGAUGGUGUAAUAUGGAAGGGCGAUACACUUAUCGAUGGCGUUCCGCAGACAUUAGAUAUGCUUCGCUCCAAGGGAAAGAAGUUGGUGUUUGUGACCAAUAAUUCCACAAAAUCGAGGAGGCAGUACGCUAACAAAUUCCAAUCUUUGGGAAUUUCAGUCACUGAGGAUGAGAUAUUCAGCUCAUCCUUUGCAGCUGCUAUGUUCUUGAAGGUCAAUAAUUUUCCUAAAGAAAAAAAGGUUUAUGUGAUAGGUGGGGAGGGUAUAUUGGAAGAGCUGGAGCUUGUUGGGUAUACAGUUCUUGGUGGCCCGGAAGAUGGCAAAAAGACAGCACAAUGGAAAACAAAUUGCCUCUUUGAACACGAUAAGACGGUUGGAGCUGUUGUGGUUGGACUAGACCCGUAUAUUAACUAUUAUAAGCUUCAGUAUGGAACCCUUUGCUUACGUGAGAAUCCUGGAUGCCUUUUUAUUGCGACCAACCGUGAUGCAGUUGGACAUAUGACUGAUUUGCAAGAAUGGCCUGGUGCAGGGUGUAUGGUUGCUGCUAUGUGUGGAUCAACUGAGAAGGAGCCUAUCGUAGUUGGAAAACCAUCAACCUUUUUGAUGGACUUCUUACAACAAAAGUUUCAAAUCAGUUGCCCCAAAAUGUGUAUGGUGGGUGAUAGAUUAGACACUGAUAUCUUAUUUGGACAGAAUGCUGGUUGCAAAACCCUUCUUGUACUUUCAGGUGUAACAAGUCAAUCAACUCUUCAAGACCCUUCAAAUGAUAUUAAACCAGAUUACUAUACAAACAAAGUUUCUGACAUUUUGGAACUAUUGGGAGCAUAACCCGAUUAUCAGGCAUUCUGACAUUGUUUCAGCCCAUAUAUACAUGAUGGGGGAAUUAUUGACCUUGGUGCUUACUUGGCAUGCUUGCCACCUGGUACUUAGGUUUUCAUGUGCUAAAAUACUCCGAGAAUUUGAUUAUCGGUUAAUAUUACUUGAUAAUACUUAUAAAAUAAAAUAAAAUAAAAAUACUUGAUAAUUAUCAGUAAUAUUUCUCA
Molecule: messenger RNA, 1229 nt
Organism: Carya illinoinensis
Lineage: Eukaryota; Viridiplantae; Streptophyta; Magnoliopsida; Fagales; Juglandaceae
Product: phosphoglycolate phosphatase 2
Exons: 11
Coding region: 100-1014 (304 amino acids)
Molecular function (GO): phosphatase activity
Source: RefSeq, a predicted model, not a curated record